This is a messenger RNA of Carassius auratus (goldfish), 2179 nucleotides long. RefSeq names its product g6f-like (gene g6fl). Gene Ontology annotation, biological process: positive regulation of ERK1 and ERK2 cascade; interleukin-15-mediated signaling pathway; T cell activation. Lineage: Eukaryota; Metazoa; Chordata; Actinopteri; Cypriniformes; Cyprinidae. The coding region runs from base 121 to 1761 and encodes 546 amino acids. Gene Ontology annotation, cellular component: membrane raft; external side of plasma membrane. The record is from RefSeq and is a predicted model, not a curated record. Gene Ontology annotation, molecular function: protein tyrosine kinase binding; MHC class II protein binding. The transcript is spliced from 12 exons.
GCUCUCAGCCUGUCACACCCCUUUUCGUGCCUUGUCCUUGUGGUCAAAUGCAAGAAAAUAAGACAUAUUCUUGCAUUUUAAUAACAAACUAUUUAACAUACGUUGCUUCCUAGCAGCACCAUGGGAAAAUAUUUUCAUGCUUUCAUACUUAUUUGUUCUGGUUCAUGUUUCAUCAUCUCUCCACUCAUGGCAGGUGAUUUGAGGAAUGAUGUGGUCGUGGCACGUGAGGACACGUCUGUCAUUCUGUCCUGCUUUGAUUCACCACCCACAUCUUCUGUAAUGGUUACCUGGAAGAUGAUGACAACGAGGGAGGAUCGCUGGACAUAUUUGUUAUCAGCCAAGUGCACCGAUGGACAAACAGAUGGAAGCAGCAUGGAAUCUGGAGGCAGAACUUUUGAGAUCUCUGCAGAUGCCUCACUGAUCUUCAGGGCCACAGCAGCUGCGCAAGGACACUACGCCUGUGAGAUAAAACAGGAUGACAAGAAGCUACAUGAGAGGGUUGUUCUUCUCGCCCUGAUUAAAUUAACUGUCACUCCCACGCCCCCUGUCACAGUGGACAGUACUCUGAGACUGACAGCUCAGGUGUCUCCCUCCUCCGUGGCUGCCUGGGGAACGUGGGUGUCUCCCUCGGGUGAACAGCUACACACUGAAAUCUCCUAUGGAACGGGCAGUCUGCUCACCAAGCUGCCUCGCGUCACCAGUAAAGACAACGGAGUCUAUACCUGCAGAAUCCGUGUCUCUGGUAACAGUGACAGAUCUGUCUCGGAGCACCGGGUGAAUGUGACAGUGAAUGUGAAAGCAGUGUUUUCUUUCACAGACAUCACACAUGGAGUCGAAAGGUCUUUGGCAGCCCUCUCUCAUUCACUGGUCACUCUAACAUGUCCGUCUGUCCUUGGUGAUUAUGUGUUGGUCUAUUGGGUGAAGGCUGAUACAGAAAUAAUGGAGCUCAUAUUCCAGUUUGACCGCUGGAGGCGGAGCUACACAAACCAGACCAAACCCCAACUUCGUCUGAUAGACCCCGCCUCCCUGGCUGCUGCUGGGAACUUCUCCUUCCUGUUAAGGCCGACCCGGAUGGAUGGAGGACUUUACUUGUGCGAAGUCUUUCUAGAUGACAAGGUUUUCAGUCAAGCCAACAGACUCAGCGUUUUACAUGGAUACCCCAAGUCAUCCCGCACCACUCUGGAUCUUUCUUGUGUGUACUCUGAGCGAUCUCAAGUCAAAAAUGUAACGUGGUCGUAUGUUAAGAAUUCCACUCGCUCUCUGCGAUCACGUAGAGUUGUGGGCCGGAUCACAACCUCUGUAGCGCUCCCUGUGACCCCUGAGAGAGCUGGAGAGUAUGCCUGUACUCUGUAUCUGGAAAAUGGAAACUCGGUGCAAUAUACAUACACCGUCACAAUGACCAAUAUAGAACCAACCAUUUCUCCAGGCUCUGCACUGCCACCUGCAGUCUUUCUCACUCUCCCCCCAGCAGAUGAUUCACUACACCCUUAUGUUUCCACCUUCUCAUUCCUGCUGUUUCUGAUCCCCCUGAUUGCCGUAGCUGUUGGGGUGUUGCUAUGGAGACAGGGCUUUUGCGUCACCCGUCGAAAUGUCAAGCAAUCACAGUCUCACCACUCCAGAGAGGUGGAGAACAUCUAUGAAAAUCCUGAUGAUCUAAGACAGCAGACACCUCCCCAAGGCGCAGUCUACAUGGAUCUCAAGCCAAUGGGUGAAACUGAUGUAUAUAAAGAAUUAGAUAGAUACAACCAGUGCAGUGGUUGAGUUUAUUAAACAUAUAAUGUAUAUUGAGAUAAAGUAACUGUAUUUGAAAUACAACUUGUAAUUGACUUGUGUCUUAAUCUGUCAGUUAACUGUUACUAGUAUGGCACUCCUUCAAAGUUUCUCAUAAGUUUUUAAUGACUUUUUCUCAUUUCAUCUUUUCUUUCUAUUUCUUAUGUUUUUUCUUAUAGCAGUUUUAUUGUACUGUCAAUAAUAGUGCACUGUAAGAAAAAUAUGUUGGGAAAAGGGUAUAAAGUUAAAAUAAGGAUAUUUUCAGUGUGAUACUUUACUUUUAACCACAAAACACAAUACAAUGUAAUUCAAAAUAUGUGUAAAACACCUUUGAAAAUGUCUGUAAAUGUACAACUAUGGUUACCACUGUGUAAAGUUACAAUAAAUUCAUAUGGCAGUUGAUAAUUGG